This is a messenger RNA of Erpetoichthys calabaricus (reedfish), 2172 nucleotides long. It is a transcript of the gene irag3a, whose product is annotated as inositol 1,4,5-triphosphate receptor associated 2. Lineage: Eukaryota; Metazoa; Chordata; Cladistia; Polypteriformes; Polypteridae. The coding region runs from base 690 to 2117 and encodes 475 amino acids. The record is from RefSeq and is a predicted model, not a curated record. Gene Ontology annotation, cellular component: endoplasmic reticulum membrane. The transcript is spliced from 16 exons.
AGUAUUGUCAUGUGUACAGAGUACAGGCAAAUACAUGCUUGUGUGACCAGCGUGGCAAGUUUUGCCACUCUCAGCUGCCCUGAUCAACAAGGAUUCUUACAUGGCAUGCCCAUUAGAUACCCAUCCACUGCAAACACGUCUCCAGUGGAGUCUAAAGCCAGGCUUGCACUAAACAUCAUGAAGAUGGAUAUAUCUUGAGUUUGAGUGUAUAAUGGCAAGACCACCCAGAUCCUCCCAGUGUCAUGGUGGUGGACUCACUCCUCAGUGGCAAAGCUAAGAGGAUGAUUUUAUACAAUCAAGCAAUCUGUGAAAAAUUUCUGUAAAAUGGAUGCAAUACAUGGGAAUGCAACGCAACCAUAAAAAAGCAUUCCUUUAGCCCUGGCAGCUUUCAGCCCAGAGAGGCCAUAGGAGGAGCAUCGUCAACCUCCUCCUCUAACUUUCACACUGGUGCAGAAAGCAGGUGCUGUCUACAUGAGAGGGGCUUGUGUACAUUACUGUGAGAAAAGCCAGACGGUGGGAAGGAUACGUGGUAUAAACAGCUGGGGGGAGAGAUUUCCUCACAGGCACUUAGCAAGCGUGCGCACAGAGCACUCCAGCACGAAGAUCACAGCAGCAGGGCAGAUAUUAACCUCUGCAUCCAGUGAAGGACAAUAUUGGAGAGGCCAGUGGCUGGUGUCGAUGGGUGCAGUAUGAGUUGUCCAUCCCGAACUCACCCACUUAUACAGCGCUCCUUCUCUCUCUCCUCCAUCUUCUCCAUAUCUCACCAUUCCCUGGGUGAAGUUCUGCCAGGCCGGAGCCAUUGGAGCGACCAGUCAUCCCCCCUGCAGAGCUUGGCUGCUGAACAGAAGACCUACAACCUGCAGGAGUUGCUCCCACCCAGCAAGGUGGGCUGCCGGUACAGUCGGAAGAAUUCACAGGCUCUCUUAAAUCCAGAUUUAGCAGCUGCCCAGGUUUCUUCUAAGGCCAUCAUCACUGGAAGCUUCUCUGAUUGGACAAGCAGCAGCAGCAGCAGCAGUGGCAGCGGCAGCAGCAGCAUGAGCUACCAGGUGGCUGAACAGAAGACAUGUGAGGUUACUGAUCACCAGGGAGACAGUGAGGAAAGUGAUGAAGAUAACUGCACCAGGGACUUGCUGGCCACCUCUUGGGAUGACCUGUCCAUCUUGGAACGUCUUGGCCUCAGCAGCCUGCAGAUGACUGAAGUGGAGGCAGAGACUGCUUUUGCUCAGCUUUCGCUGGCAUUCAAGUGUGACCAGUAUACCCUGAAGAAGAGGCUGCAGGUUGAGGAAAGGGCCCGUGAUGUGGCAGAGGAGAACAUCAAAAGGGAGUUGGAGGCUGGCUGCACCAUAUUGAAGACUCUGAAAUCUCUGUGUCCCGAUAAGAAACGGCUUGAAGUUUUACAGCAGCUGGAGCUCAGCCUACAGAUCUUGUCAAAUGCCAUUGGACGUAUCACUUGCACUGCAGAACUGCUGGGAGCAGUCCACCAGGAGGCCAGAAUGAGCCGUGCCGUGGAGCUGAUGGUAGUUCAUGUGGAAAAUCUCAAACGACGUCAUGCAAAGGAGCAUACAGAGCUUGAAGAGACAAAGAGGCUUGUUCAGAGAAAUGUCCACAGCCGCAAGCUUAGUGACAGCAGAGAUGAAAGUGAGACACGUCAAAAGCUACAGCGGCCCUCACUCCAGCACCCUGUGAGAAGAAGAGUGAGCAUUGCAGUUAUUCCUAAGCACCUGCAGCAGUCGCAGAGCUCUGAAGCAAAAAUAGUUGAUUCCGGGAAAAUCAAAGACGGUUUGGAAUCUCUAGAAGUGACGAAGGAUGUGAGCCAAGAUUGCAGCAGGUUUCCUCUUCAUAGUUCCACCAAGGACUCCCAUGCUAACUGUUCCCAGAUGCCCCUCAUAUUCUCCCUGUCCCCAUCACAACAAGUGGUUUCCUCUGACAGUCAAGAUGAAGAUGAUGACAAAUGUGUGAAUAGGUGGAGUUACUCUCAAAAACUGUUACCAAGUCUAUUCUGCAGACAGGCUCAAUGCCGUCAGCUCCUGCUGUGGGUACUUAUCGGUAUGGCAUCCUGUGUCCUGCUGGUGGCCUUCUUUUCCUGGUUAUAUCCAUGUAUUGGCUUUAUAGGCUGAACUUUGAGGCUAUAUAUUUACUCAUAUUCAUCCUGUUAUAUUCUGAACCUUUAAU